Molecule: messenger RNA, 312 nt
Organism: Protopolystoma xenopodis
Lineage: Eukaryota; Metazoa; Platyhelminthes; Monogenea; Polystomatidea; Polystomatidae
Source: the annotation of a GenBank genome assembly
AUGCGGGUCCGCCGGCCAGGGCAUACAACACACUCGCCCAGACACACAUACGCCCUGGCAACCGGACACUCCAGACAAGCCAGACCGCCAAACAGUAUCUGGCUCAUAGGCCGAAACGCACAGACAGUCACAGGCCUGCAGACGGUUGUGUGCACACACACAAGCGCACAGGCAGACAAAGACAUACGCCCUCCCUGUGGGCCUCGGAGACAGGUUGUAUGUUCACCCGGUUUCGGUGCCAACAGCCGCAGAAAGUGUGAAAGCUACGGCGACCGGCCACAACUUUGGCCGGCCAACCUUGACAUAAUGUGA